Cuscuta campestris is the source of this 1452-nucleotide messenger RNA. The record is from the annotation of a GenBank genome assembly. Lineage: Eukaryota; Viridiplantae; Streptophyta; Magnoliopsida; Solanales; Convolvulaceae.
GAAACUCAUUUCCUCGUUCCCCCCUGCCCCUUUCUUCCGAUUUUCAUCCAUAACUACCCACAAGUCUAACAACCCAAUAUCAGCUAGCUUCUUCAUCCCCCGUUAACCAUAAAUUAAAUAAAUAUAUCCGGCCGGCCUCAGAUAGCCAUGGUAGUCUUGUCCAAGCCACCGGCCGAACCCAAGUUCGCCGCCGUCAAGACCUGCUGCAAAGCACCCAUGCUUUUCCCGGCACCCGUCCCAAUCAUAGACUUCUCCAAGCCGGACUCCAAACACCUCCUCGUCAAGGCCUGCGAGGAGUACGGCUUCUUCAAGGUCAUCAACCACGGCGUCCCUUCCCAACUCUCAGCCAACCUCGAAUCCGAAGCCCUCCGAUUCUUCUCGUCUCCCCUCUCUGAGAAGCUCAAAGCCGGCGUCCCGCCCAACCCAUUGGGCUACGGCAACAAGAAUGUCGGUUCCUGCGGCGACACCGGCUGGGUCGAAUACCUCCUCCUCUCUCCCCAUCACCCGGAACUCAAUUUCCACAAGCUCUCUUCCGUUUCCGGCAUGUCACCCGAUAAUUUCCGAAGUGCUGUGAAUGAGUAUGUGGAAGCGGUGAAGAGAAUGGCUUGCGAGAUUCUGGAAAUGUUGGCGGAGGGGCUGAUGAUUGAGGACAGGAGAGCGUUGAGCAAGAUGUUGAUGGACGAGCAGAGCGACUCUGUUUUCAGGGUGAACCACUACCCGCCGUGCCCGGAGGCGGGGCAGAACCCGAUCGGGUUCGGGGAGCACACCGACCCGCAGAUCAUAUCGGUUCUGAGAUCCAACGACACGUCGGGGCUUCAAAUAGCGCUCAAGGACGGGAGCUGGAGGUCGGUGCCGCCGGACCAGAAGUCGUUCUUCGUGAACGUGGGGGAUUCGUUGCAGGUGAUGACCAACGGGAGGUUCAAGAGCGUGAGGCACAGGGUGGUGGUGUCCAACGCGGCGAAGUCGAGGCUGUCGAUGAUCUACUUCGGAGGGCCGCCGCUGAGGGAGAAGAUAGCGCCGCUGCCGUCAUUAUUGGUGGAGGGAGACCAAGAUAGUUUGUACAGAGAGUUUACGUGGUGCGAGUACAAGAACUCCGUGUUUAGCUCAAGGCUGGCUGUGAACAGGCUGGUUCGGUUCCAGAAAGUUGCAGCUUCGUGAUCUUUGUGUGUGUGUGUGUUGGUGUAUCGAUUCGUGUAGUCCCCCACACUGUGUUACUCCGUAUCAGGAAACAUGGGCUGUCAAUGUAGAUUCUUGUUUACCGUACCUUCUCAAUUCAUGAUAUUUUUUUAAGUCAAAUUUCCAAUAAAUAAUACUCCGUACUAAAAUAUAUGCCAUUUUUAAUGUAAUAUUUAAAUUUUUUUAUUUUUCAAAUAGUACUUGAAUAAUUUCUAGCCACGAAAACAAUGUCCGAUGAUGGUGGACAUUUAGUCUGAAUAAUGUCUAGUAUCGGUG